AUGGGUUCGUGUGCGUUCUUCUUGGUCAAGCGCCUCAGUGGAGCCGUCCGCCAUGGGGAGUGUUUGCGGCAGUCUCUUCUCCGAUUGUAUUCCUCGGUGCGAUCGGCGCCGAGGAAGACGCUGCUGUCGAGCAUCCUCCCACUGGGGAACCCUAGCGUCAGCCUUCUUCCAGAGCUCGACGGGUGGGCGAAGAGCAGGAAGACGAUCGUCGCCGGGGAGUUGCAGGACCUUGUCAAGCAUCUCCGCAAUCGCAACAGGCACAAGCAAGCUCUUGAGGUUCGGUGCUAUGACCUCCCCUAUGAAAUCAUCCCCCGCCAAUACGCUAUUUUCCAAUUCGAGAAAGCUCCCGUUCCACUGAUAAUCUUGCAUUACUCACUGUAAUGUCUCCUCUGUGCUAGAACGGCGGGACUGUGUAGUACUUCCUGGGAGCGGAGUGGUUGCUUCAAUUUUCUACAUUUAGGAAAUUUUUUAAAUGAUAUUCUUGAAAUAUUGGUUGCAAUUGCGAUUCGCUCGAAGUCUGUAGAUCUGGAUCUAGAUCAACUGAUUUCUUUAAUCAUGCUGUAAAUAUUGCAUUGAAAAAUCAAUUGGAUUGCAGCGAAACAAAUUGAAUCCAUUCGCAGAUGUUAGCUUUCAUCUUCAAUCUUCAUCGUGUCAAUGGUGACCCCAAAAUGUCUAGAGAACUAAAAUCUACAGCAUUAGUUUAUUGUGAGACUUCUGAAUCCUAGAACUUCCUUUCACUGAAUCUUCUCCUGCUGUUUGUGAUAAAUUUCUUCUAAACAUAGGUUUCCGAGUGGAUGAAGCACAGAGAAAUCUGCCGAUUCACCCCUGGUGACCACGCCAUACAGUUGGAUCUGAUCGGCCAAGUGCGGGGGCUUGUUCCUGCCGAGUUGUACUUCAACAGCCUGGACCAGGAGCACAAGACGCAAAAGGCCUACGGGGCCUUGCUCAACUGCUACGUCAGAGAAGGUCUGAUCGAAGAAUCCUUAUUGCACAUGAAGAAGAUGAAGGAGCUGGGCUUUGCAUCGACUGCCCUCCCCUAUAACAACAUCAUGUGCCUCUAUGCUAAUGCCGGCCAGCUCGAAAAGGUCCCCCUUGUCCUGGCGGAGAUGAAGAAAAACGGGAUCCUGCCAGACAACUUCAGCUACAGACUCUGCAUCAAUUCCUACGGCUCGAGAUCUCGAAUUGCCGAGAUGGAGGAGGCCUUGGAGGAGAUGGACUGCCAACCUCAGAUCGUCGUCGACUGGAACACCUAUGCUGUGGUCGCACACAACUACAUCAAAGCUGGCCUCCCAGAGAAGGCGGCGGCCGUGCUGAAGAAAUCGGAGGAGAAGAUGGACAGGAGGAGCCACCUCUGCUAUAGCCACCUUAUAUCCCUCUACGGAGCUUUGAAGAGUAAAGCCGAGAUGAGGAGGCUUUGGGAGCUUCAGGGACAGAUGGGUUUGAAGCAACUGAACAGAGAUUACACUACCAUGCUUGGGGAGCUGGUGAGACUAGGGGAAUUAGAAGAAGCCGAGGAUCUGCUGAAGAGAUGGGAGUCUUCAGGAAACAUGGUCGAUUUCCGAGUGCCGAAUGUGGUCCUUGCUGGACUCUGUAAAAGGGGGUAUGUGGAGAAGGGGGAGGCGAUGCUUGAUAGGUUUGCGAGAGAAGGGAAGGCGCCGCUGCCUUCAAGCUGGGGGAUAUUGGCGAGGGCCUUUGCUGAUAAGGGAGAAAUGGUGAAGGCUCAUCAUUAUAUGGAGAAGGCUCUCUGCGGAUAUGAACCAGACAAAGGAUGGAAACCGAGCCCUUCACUAAUCUUCAGUGUACUGCAGUGGCUCGGGGAUGAGGCUAAUAAUCCCAAAGACGUUGAAAAGUUUGUGGAACUCUUGAAGCCUGUUAUGCCAGAAAUAGGGCUAUUCAGGGCCCGCAUGAGAGCUGGAAAUAGGGCCGAUGGUUACCUUGAGAGCCUGAAGACAGAUGGAAUAGAGGUGAACGAAUCAACGAGAGAGAUUCUGAGAAUCUCGAACGUAGAUUCUGAUAGAUAG
Molecule: messenger RNA, 2021 nt
Organism: Spirodela intermedia
Lineage: Eukaryota; Viridiplantae; Streptophyta; Magnoliopsida; Alismatales; Araceae
Source: the annotation of a GenBank genome assembly